CUGGCCUAGACAUCAGAUGCACGGUUGAUAUGAAUCUACUAUAGUAGGUUUCAUAUGUGUAUAACAGUUUUCAAAAGUGUUUUCUUAAUAACAUUUUGGCAAUAUAUCUAAACAAUUAUGAAGAACUUCGGUGUUAUUAUUAUUAUUAUUAUUAUUAUUAUUAUUAUUAUUAUUAUUAUUAUUAUUCAAAAGAUACCCUAAUCAUAUGGAACAGGCCCACCACAGGGGCCACUGACUUGAAAUUCAAGCUUCCAAAGAAUAUGGUGUUCAUUUUAAAGUAAUAACAGAAGGUAAUGGGAAAUACAGAAAGGAGAGUUCAGUUAUUCGAAAAAAAAAAAUGAUUUAAUAGAUAGAUAAUAAUGUGUGGGUAAGUUUUGGGCAUGAAGCUAAAAUUCCGGAAAAACAAAACCAGCGCUAGGCCUAAAGGAAAACUAUAUGUUUCAGGUGUUAUUAUUUCAGCCCCAAACGCAUUUGAAGUCGUGGUUCUUUUCUGAAGUAUUUUAGGAUUCCAUCCCUUUAACUCGCCCCAAGUAGGAGUGGAAUUCAGAAUUUAAUAUUCCCUUAGGAAAGGAGGCAAACAUUGAAACGAACACCAGAGAUGAGAGAGGGGGAAAAAUGUUGAAUAGCAACGUCUUCCGUGCCCUAUUUUUAUUCCUGAAAGUUACAUUUGUAAUUCAAAUGAGAUGAAGGAAGAUACCAAGCGCCUUUGUCUCCGUGUUUUCUCCAAGUAAAAAUAUAACAAACUUCUGGGAAGUAUUUCACAUAGGAGAACGGCGCGAGGAAACAGAGUUUUUUUCCCAUCACAGUAGGUGUCUGAUCCGUUCUCUUAAAUAAUUAACGGAUACAGCGCCCGUUCUGCCAAUCGACGACAAAACUGGUAGUUAAUGGAGUUAUUCCUUAUACAAGUAACGUUUUAAACUCACAUUAUCACUCUCAAGGGAAACAAUAGAGAAGAUUGAGUAUUUUUGUGACAUUACAUAUCUCGUUAACAGUAAAAAUGUUAUUGCACAGCUAAUUUAGGUGUGUUAAACUAUAUAUGUACGCUAUACAAGUCUAUGAACAACAUUUUAAGCAAUAUGUGAAGGAUUAAAGCUAGAUGGGUCACGAAAUCCAAAAAAUAAUGAUACAUAGAGUUUAAUAAUGAAAUGCAUGUCUCUUAAAUACGGUGAUUCUAACUCGCACCUGAAGCAAUGGUAACCGAGUUUGUGCGAUCAAAUGACAGCGCUGGUUAUAAAUAAAUUUACUUAUUCGUUUAGGAGUGUACCUCUUUCUCUGUCUGCGGGUUAGCUUUUGUAAGACAUUAGUCAUAACAUCUUCGGAAAGAUCAGAUAUGACGCUCCACAGAACGAAAACGGAUAUGCUUCAUAUAUUCAUGUUUCCCGUAAAAUUAAACAUAAGUAAACCACGAGUGCGCAGGUUGUGUUGGCCUUAUGCUACUACGGGCUCUCGCUCCUUGAGCAGCACCUUAAAAUACCUGUGGAUGAGACGUAAAAUAAAUAUAAGAAGAAGAAGAAAAGGAUAACGAAAAUACGCUAUCUGGAGAGCGCUACUUUCACUCCUUGUUUCUAGAGCAGCAAACCCUGAAGAACUCCAGUGUCCUUGACCUCAGUUACAGCGUAGCUCCUUGGUAGUGAGGAUAUUUCACCCUUUUGUCCCAAGACUUGUUUUCCGUAUGUUUGCUGUGUUUUAAUUAGGACAGGUUGUAUAAGCCGAUUUUAAUCAUGAUAUUGAUAAAUAGGUCUACGGUGAUGACGAUUAUCGCAAGUGUUUUUGUAGUUAGGACAAAUAAUUCUGUUCACGCUUCCUCAUCAAGUCUGUCUGAAAUAUUAAAAGCUAAAUUUAGCUCGUCCGAAAUACUGAAAGCCAAAUUUAGCUCAUUAGGAAGGACAGUACUUGACCAGAUGCACUUCCCUGACCCCGUAGAUAGUAUCAGAGGAUGCCACGACCCUCCAGGAGAAAGUAAUCCCACUUCUUGCUUUCUCGAAGAAAGUUCGCCCCCGUCGGAAACGAGACUCGAUGUAAAGUUGGAAAGGAGUGAUUUUAUAAUGGACGAUGUAUUUGAGAUGGGAAAUAGUGACGGUGACCGUAAACUUGUCAGGGAAGAUUUGGCACGUGUUAGUGAAUUAGCCAGGUUUAUCUUGUCAGUGGAUAAGGAAUCGGAGAAUGAAACUUUCAAUUCGCUGGAUUCAGAGCCCGUGAAGCCGUUGCCAACCAAUAAAACAGCAGCGGCGGGAUCACAUAAGAAUGAAACGGAUUACGAUGCGAUGGGUUGUGGUGUGAAAAACAUAAAUCCUGUCCAGGCUCGAAUUCUUGGAGGUGAAGUUGCAACUUACGGUGAGUGGCCAUGGCAAGUGGCAUUGGUGCACAUAGCAACAGGGAAGCCCUUCUGUGGUGCCUCUCUUCUCAACACACGCUUUUUACUCACGGCAGGACAUUGCGCUGCUAUACUUCCUGCCCGUAGUAUCCAAGCUUGGCUUGGGGCUCAUGUUUUAACAAAUCAAGAAAAGGGUCGUGUAGUGAGAGGAAUUUCACACAUAAUUGUCCAUGAGCAUUUUGUUCGCAAUAAUCUCAUGAAUGAUAUUGCCCUUUUACGAAUGGAUGAGCCUGUACAACUAAGUUACAGCAUUCGUCCUGUGUGCUUGCCCGAUGUUCAGGAAUGGGAUGAAGCACUUUUUAAUGGAACUAGCAAAAGACAUGGUGUAGUUGCAGGAUGGGGACUAACUAAAGAGCAGGGUGACAGGUCUCCAAUUUUGUUACAGGUACAUCUGCCAUUUCUCAAUGUAUCGAAGUGUCAAGAGGUGUACAAGCGUAUCAACCCUGUGUCUGAAAAGAUGUUAUGCACUUACCAUGAAGCAGGGACAGGCACAGCAAAGGAUUCUUGUAAGGGUGAUUCUGGUGGCCCCCUUGUAACGGAUGGUGCAGAGGGUCGUUGGACACAAGUUGGUGUGGUGAGCUUUGGGUACGGAUGUGGGAGGGAGGGGUACCCAGGUGUGUACACCAGGAUUACCCAGUAUUUACUCUGGAUAUACCUUAAUAUCAUUAAGACGGAAGUUACAGUAUUGUCUUAAAUAUUUGUUUAUAUAGAGGUCCCAUUGUGGUUCCAAGUUGCAUUCCUGGAGUCACAUUACUGUAUUGUAAUUUUGCCACAAACUGUAUUCAUUUCAUUCGUGUUUUCCACAUCUGAACAUCAUUUUCAUUAAGUGUCUAAUUAACCAGAAUUUUUAUCCAAAAUUCAGGUCACUUCAUUCGAAUUCUAUUCCCAUGUUUCCAUUAAAACACAUCCUCCAAAUUGUAUUCAUAUUCACCAAGAUCACAAUUUGUAAAAUGUGAUCCUGUAAGUACUGUCGGGAUUUUUUUUUUUUUUUUAAUUUUGAGAUUUUACGUUUUGUAGGUCGGAAUAUCCAAAUUGCAAUACUACCAUAUAAAGUUUCCUUUAAGCUUUGGAUCAUUGUAAUCUAAGCCUGGUUACAAAAUGUAUUUUAAAAAUAUAGCUAGGGUUUGAUGGCCCAUUUUGCAAUAAUUUUGAUUCAGCAGAGAAUGUAUUACAUACUCAUUUUUUCAGAUUUAGUAAUGAAUAUACUGGAAUGUUGAUAAUUUAAUUUUUUACUGGAACUGAAUACUGUACUGUUCAGUUUUUGCAGUAAUAUUUUGCUUUCAAGUUGGAUCAUUUUUUCUUGUGGAGAAAUGAGAAUCUAGGACAGCUGAAAAGCUUUUUACAACAUAUUUGUAACAAAACCAUUAAUUUAAAACUUGGUUUAGGUGAUUUUAUGUAAUAGACUUGAUUCAGUACUGAAUGAUUAGUCUGAUUUUAAGUGUACAUUGGGUGUUGAAAUGCUCGUAUUGAAAGUUUUUUAAGCUUUGAUUUUUUCCACAUUUUUAAUUUGAGCCGUCUGUUUGUUGCUGAUAAAUAAACUCUAAGUAGCUAUA
This is a messenger RNA of Macrobrachium nipponense, 3927 nucleotides long. Its product is annotated as proclotting enzyme-like. NCBI's taxonomy places the organism in Eukaryota, Metazoa, Arthropoda, Malacostraca, Decapoda, Palaemonidae. Gene Ontology annotation, biological process: proteolysis. The record is from RefSeq and is a predicted model, not a curated record. The transcript is spliced from 6 exons. Gene Ontology annotation, molecular function: serine-type endopeptidase activity. The coding region runs from base 1722 to 3068 and encodes 448 amino acids.